Molecule: messenger RNA, 4566 nt
Organism: Equus caballus (horse)
Lineage: Eukaryota; Metazoa; Chordata; Mammalia; Perissodactyla; Equidae
Source: RefSeq, a predicted model, not a curated record
CUUUGGCAGUUCGUGUGAAAGAACGUUUCAAUCAGCUGAAACAGAGCAAUAAUGAAUUUGCUUUUAAUAAUAUGGGCUGAGAAGUCUGCCCGGUUCCAAAAACUCUUGGAAAAACUGGGGUGUGGAAAUUUACUACUGGAAAGUAUACUAAAGAAAAACUGUAAGUUAAAAAGGAAAUUGUAAACAGGAAAUUAUCUGAGGAGUUACGAGGCAUCCACUCUAACUUAGCAAGAGAGAUCUUUCCUCUGCUUUUCUUUGAUCUCCUUACUUUAGAGAACAGUUUCUUUUCAUUGAUUGUUACUAAUGAAGCUUUGUUGAAAGAAGUAAUGUGACUGUAGCAAAUGAAAGGUAUUGGAAAAGAAGAAAUAUUAGAUCUCAUUAUUUUGAGCUAAGAGCAGUAAGCGGUUUAUACCCUUGACCAUGGCUUCAACAAGCACAAUCAGCCUCAAUUGCCUCUUACAUUUUGUUGACUUGCCCUUUGGUGAAUAAACUCGCUGGCCAUGGAUACUCUCUGCUUCUAGUAUAGGGCCGUGUUAGCAAAAGGAAAGUUCUCAAGCCACAGUUCUUUAAAUAGGAUGGGGGGCAUACGGCUCUGACCUAACAGAUGUGGCAACUUCCUGGAGAUUAGCAGUCAGCACCCAACCACCCCCACCCACAAAAUUCUCUUUCCCUGGAUGCUCUCCACAUGGUCUCUCCAGCAUCUGAGGUGGAAAACGGAAAGUGAUGGGUGAACCAUUCCAACUAGUUCGGUUAAAAUUGAGGUUAGUGUUCAAAAUGAGUUUGGGGGACAAAGUGUUGUUUUGUGCACAAAGUUUUGGAGCUGGAAGGGAGCUUUAAAGUGAUGCAGCUCGAGCCUUACGAGGGAGACAGGUGACGAAACAGAGGCAGAGGAAGGUGAGAUGUCUGAGUGUCCCCGCUCUUCUGACUUGGACUCCAGGGGACCGACCACACUCCCUGCCAAGACCUCUGUACCUGACUCCUUUCCCCAAAGGGCAUCCCUUGGCGCCAGAGGCAGCGGAGCCUAACCAUCCCCCUGCCACCUCUCUUAGCUUUCGCAACACUACCGCACGUGCCUCAAACACGCCCCUGAGGGUAAUAUUUAACCUUGCCUGAGUAUUUGCUUGAGCUUCUGAAAAAUGAUUGAAUCCAGUGUCUGCAGUUAGAUGAUGCAAAAGGAAAAUCUGAAGAGACUCGGUAAGAGUUGUCUUUCUGAUGCCUGUGUCUGAUCAUGUGACUCUCCACUUAGAGACCUUCCUUCGGAUGUUCCUCAUUUAGGCCCCUUAGUCUCUCACUUCUAUCUCCCUUCCAGUGGCUCCUCCGUCCAUGCACCUUCCCACUCCCCAGCCACGGCCCCCUCUAGUCGCACUGAAUGGAGCAUGUGCUCCGGGCCUCUGUGAAGUGAAUAAGUUCUCUUUUUUCUACUUAGUGAACUCCUGUACGACUUUAAAAGACUCAGAUCGAGCAAUACUUCCUCCUUGAUGUUUCCUCUUACUCCCCCUUUCGUGGUGCCCUGCACUUACCCCCUGUUCUGCCCCUAGAGACCUAAAUUUCUGUGAACACAGCUCAUCGCUUCGAACCAUAAUUGUGCCUAUGUCUACAUCUCUGACCAGGCUGUGAUCACCUCCAGGGAAAGUCGUCUUCAGUUCCUCUUGGACUUUCCAAAGCCCUGUAAAAGAUGUCGAAGGAUCAGCACAGUCCGCAGAUAUGCCCCUGGAAUUGGAAAGAACAGAUGAAGAGGCUACUAUUCUAAGUACAUUUGCUGCAGUGACCACAGAAACGUUAAUUACAAAUACGAGUUCUACCCACACUGAUGAGGGUGUAAAUCAGUUAGAGUUUAUAUUAAUGGUGUUGAUUCCGUUGAUAUUAUUGGCCGUCCUAUUUUUAUCUGUGAUAUUCCUCGUAACAUGCUAUAAAAGAAAAAGAACUAAACAAGAGCCUUCUAGCCAAGGAUCUCAGAGCGCUUUACAGACAUAUGAACUUCCAUGUGAAAACGUGAAAGUCCCUAUUUUUGAGGAAGACACGCCCUCUGUUAUGGAAAUAGAAAUGGAAGAGCUUGAUAAAUGGAUGAACAGCAUGAAUAGAAAUGCCGACUAUGAAGGUUUACCUACUUUAAAGGAAGAAAAGGAAUCAAACCACAACCCAAGUGACAAUGAAUCCUAAAACUGAAUGGUGCUGAUGUUUUCCAAGAGAAGCAGCCCCGAAGGGAGCCUGCUGGGCCUGCCAACAGAGGAUGAAGAGGAUACAAAUUCAGUUAAUUUAAAAUCAACGUAGACACGAGAACCUUUUGCUGUUUUUUCCAACACCCGCUCUUCCUAACGAUGGCAUCACCUGUGCUUGGAAGAAGGCGCGAUUGAGAAGUACUAGGAAAAGGCCUGGCAGACGUCCACUGUGGAGGGUGGAGGAGGCAUAUGAUGCAUUCACCUCUAAUCGAUGGGUGUUCCCUCCUCUCAGCCAACCUCUAGCUGACUGGUCUCAAUCUGGCCAUGCCCUCUAAGUCCUUGUUACCUGUCUUCUUCAUUCCUUAGGGUUUAAAUCAGGAAGCUGUCUUUUCAUGGUUUCCUUCUGGGUCACCUUAUUACCUAACUAGCUUUGGAUAAUUUCCUUGGAGUAGUCAAGUCCUCUGACAGGUCACUUGCCUUCAGCAGGAAAUUUUCUCAACGUGAGUUAUGGCCUGGAAAAGACAGCCAACAAAGCAAGUGUUUCACUGUAUACACCAUCCCAGGAGGUUGGUAAGCCCCUUUCUACCUGCCAAGAAGGCACAGUGAGAGAGUCCACAGUCCUGGGAAGAUGUUGCAUGGUGACUUGUGGACCCUGAGUUGGCCAGAUCCGGUCACCCUUGGGCACUUCUCAGAGGAAUAGGAAUCUUCAAUGAAAGAGCAAAUGUUUUCCUUCUCAGCUAAAAUCGCGUUUCCCCAAAGCUCAUUCUUGUGCUUACCACACCUCCCUGGCAUGUGAUAUGUGGGCGGGGAGUGUGUGCAGGUGGGGGUCGUCUGCCACCCUUCUAUGUCUCUGAGGUCCUUAAGGUCAUUUGAAACCAACAGACUAGGAAUAGGGACUAUCUGUGCCUGUGGUAGACAUCGCUUGUCGCACUCAGUAUUCUUUCCUGCCAGGCUGGGACAAGCCUCCAGCCCUCCUCAACACAGCUCUCCAGGAGGUCAUUGUCAUUCCAUCAGAGGUGACAUUCUGUGUGAUAUUUGUUGACAUCCUCGUGCUAGAAGCAAUGGAGCAAAAUGCAGAAGGGCCUGUUUAUCACUCCCACUCACGUAAAAUCAAUCUCCAUUUAAUUCUUACUUUUCUAAUUCUGACCUUUAAAGCAAUCUAGCAAAUUGGGAGCUCUCAGCUCUUCAACGACAUGUGAUAUUUUAUUCCAGGAAAGCAACAAAGAGUAAAAACUUUAUUUAUUUUACUCCCCAUGCAGAAACUGAGGGGGAGACAAGGUUCACCAAACGUUUGCUGCUGAAUUUUGGGAUCUUGUGUUUGAAAGGCUGCCUCAAUGCACAACAGAAAACCGCCCUUCUCCUCCCUUUCAGAAUCCCUUUAAUAAAUACUUGCCUUCUGAACUUUGCCCAUAAUUGUAAAGGCAGAGUCCCAAGCCGGGGAGGCCUUUCCAUGCAAUGAAAGACAGAACUCUCUAGUUGUGUGUAGCCACUGUCCUGUGCCGUCCUGGGACUGCAGAGAGCUUUGGCCAAAGACGGUCUUCCAGGUACAGAAUUUCAACAGUUUUCUGUCCUAUCCUCAUUACCACAUCCUAAUAUGGCAUUUUUUGUUUCCAUUGCUGUUUUGCAUAUCCAUAUUCAACUUGUGGUUCACAGUGACUCACAGAUAUUUACACCAAAACUGCCAUUUUCUGAAUCACUGUUUCUGCUUAUGUCGUCACCCUGUUUCUCAUCAACGUUUUGACUCUCAGAAGAGUCUCAGCUUGCUCCUUUCUCUCCCCAGGUAUCUAAGAUGUUUGCGGAACAGUUAGGCCUGUAAACUUCAUCCAAUCCUAUCAAAUGAUGAACUUCAGGAGUUCAGAGAAGUGUAAGGGGUCUUGGAAUCUCACUUUGAUGAAGCAAUAGUUUAUGAUAUGAUAAAAAAUAUUUUCAUUCAAUAUUUAAAAUUACUCAAAUUCCAGAAGAAGCAAGCUUCAGCAACAUGUCAUUGAGUUUAUAUCUGAAAAAUGUACUAACCUCUAUAAUUGUACAUAUAAUUGCACUUUUUAAGAUAGUUCAUUCUGGCAAGAUAUAUGAAGUUAGUAAGGGGCAAAAGAGUCAAGGGUCAAUUCUAGCAUCCUGUAUCUUUUUGUUACUGUUCAAUCAAUAGGCAUCAUAAAUUUAUGAUAAUUUUAAGAAUUGCUUUUAAACCCAAGCUUAAUUUUCUGAUUUGGAUUGUUGCUAGUAAAAAUCUUAUGAACUUUAUGUAGUUGAGCAUUCAAUCAAAGCAAAAUCUGACUUUAGAAUAUUUUAAAGAUGUAUAAGUUGUAUUGCAUUUUUGUACAUUUUAUGCAAACUGGGUUAACAACAUUGCCUAGUUGAACUCCUCAGGAAACUUGUUUUAAUAAAUAUGUGAAAAUAUCAAUCUUAA